Molecule: messenger RNA, 3677 nt
Organism: Anneissia japonica
Lineage: Eukaryota; Metazoa; Echinodermata; Crinoidea; Comatulida; Comatulidae
Product: DENN domain-containing protein 3-like
Exons: 25
Coding region: 172-3639 (1155 amino acids)
Biological process (GO): regulation of Rab protein signal transduction
Cellular component (GO): cytoplasmic vesicle
Molecular function (GO): protein binding
Source: RefSeq, a predicted model, not a curated record
GCUCUGGAUGGGGAAACAGAUGUUAUGAUGGGGAACCCCCUCUCUCUUGACUAAUCAUGAGACCAAGCGCGAAGAAAGUAACCAAAUUAUUGUUAUUGUUGUGACUCGUGGACUUUGGGUGCUCUAUAUUAUUAAUUUAACGGCUAAGUAGCAAUUAGCGAUUACCAUAAUAUGUCACAGGUAAACAGUGAGGCCAGUGCCUCUGAAGAGACGGACUCGUUCAGCGGGUACCCAUUACCUUGUUGGUUCGAUGAGCGAAGCAGUCCUUCUCCGCGAAAACUUAAAUUGAAAAUGGCCUCCACGGCUGCAGUGCCAGUGGUUCAACCGAAACUUCAAAAUAGCCUAGUGGAAAUGUGUGUCCUUGUCGGUGUCGACCAGGACACAGGCUUAAAAAUUAAACAUUUUCCACAGGAUUCAGAUAUGGAUCCAUUUGAAUCUAUGGAUGAGGUAGGACCUGUCGAUACACAAGUUCUUGCAGUCAUUACAGGCCAGAGUGCAUAUUACCCACAAUCGAAGGACAAUCAGGUAGACCCAAAUUAUCCUCAUAUACCGACAACCCCACAGCGCUCACCUCACAAAAAUCUAAUACGGUCAAGCUCCCGAAGACUAAUAAGAAUGAUGUCCAGCAAGGGUCCAAUAGUUCCACAACCCAUCAACCAUGAAAUGGUGAACUCUCUUCCUCCUCUCUGCUUUCCAGAUGAAGCCUAUGUGAUAUCACAAUCGAAGCAUCGCCUUGAAGAAACAAUACAUACCCUGGUUCUCACUAGUAUGACAGGUGUUCGGUCCUAUGCCACGUGCUUAACGUUUCACGUACCUUACAGAAUACAAAAGAGUAAACAUUCUAGGGAAUCAGGCUGCUAUGAUCUGGAUCAGUGCAUUGAAACAAAUACCAGAGAGAUUGCUAUACGCUACCUGCCAAAGUGCAUUUGCCUUAUCUCACAAGCACCAUAUUUUGGAGUCAUGAAAAAAGUUUUAUCGAGCCUUUUACCUGAUCUUCAGCAACCAGAACAUGUUUUAUUGAAAUCUUUAAAACAGAUGCUGUAUUGUGUUGCUAUGGUUCCCAUUCCUCCACACGGUAACUUGUCUGUGGAAUUUUCUCUGAAUGAUAUGUCGAUAGUAGUGGCACCCCCUGAUGAUCCAGGUAAGCCUGUGGUAGACAUCGCAUUGCAUAUUCCUUUUCUGAGCUUCAAUGUAAAGGAUACCCUCCAGAUUGUAACAUUCAUCCUUAUGCAGCAGCCAAUUGUCUUUCUGGCUUCCAACUAUGCUUUAUUAACGCAUGUUAUGGAGUGUUUCAUGGUGUUCAUCUUGCCAUUUAAGUGGCCGUUCACAUACGUACCAAUUGUAUCUAGUAUGCUGCUAGAUCUUCUUGAAGCCCCUGGAUGCUUCCUAAUGGGAUGCCAUUCAGAACAUUCGCAGUCUGUGAAGCAGAUUGAAGGCAUCGUAGUUGCUGACAUUGAUCGUGGAAGUCUCCAUAUUAGUGACACUAUUGAUGUCCCACAAUUACCAGAAUAUCCUGUUUCAGUUUUCAUGGAAAAUUUUAGUAGCGUACGCCGGUAUAUGGUGGAUUUGAUGAUGGUUGGCCGUCCAGAUCCAACUACUCUGGAAUCUUCUAACAGCUUCACUGACAAGAUGAAUCGGAAGUUCCAACUUGAAAUUCAAAACCACUUCUUAGAAUUUAUGGCCAAUCUCUUCAGAGAUGUACAAGAUUUCAUUAGUCCUGAGCUUCAGUUUGUUAAGAAAGAUAGCUUUUUGGAGUCAAGACUAGAAGAAGAAAGGGACUUUUACAAAAAGGUUAUCUACAAGCAAUUGUUCAAAACUUUUCUUGAUGAUCGUCUGAACAAGAAGCAGGACUAUUACACCAGAUUUGAAAGAAACACCAGAUAUGACAGAAAAAACAGACCACCAAGCUUGCCUAACAUUAGUAUAUUUUCCGACUUCCCCAGUGGAGGUCGUAGGUUGAGGGUUCCAAGCAUAAACAGCUCACUUCCCGUGUGUUCCAUCGCUGGUAAAGAUGGUGGAGGUCGUAGAUGGAGGGCAAAAACCAUAAACAGCUUGCUUCCCGUUUGUUCCAUUGCUGGUAAAGAUGGAUAUCGGCCUUCAAGAGCUCUGACUGCCAAUGCAAUGAGGCGUAAGUCCUCUGCCACGUUCGAACAGGUUAAACAAUCGCAUACCCCUCGUACACGCCUAACCUUACCCUCAUUUGAGGGCACAUUGGAUGAAGGCUCACUCACAGCUGCAAACUUCUUCAAAACCUGUAUUGAAGAGCUAACAGAAAAAAUGAAUGUGCAGAACCAAGGCAUAAAGGCAUCUUAUUUGUAUCUACGUGGAAUGCUUCGCAUUGCAACUUCACAGUUUAUAACUGGUUUGGAUGACCUCUACAACCUGAAUACCGCAGACCUAUCUAUCAUGCCCAUUGACUUUAUGGCAAACAUAGUGGAGAACUUGUCACCAGAAGAUGCAGCAGUUGUGAAAAAGAAUCCAUUUUUUCGAAGUGAAGAAUUUUUGAAGAAGGUGGAACGGAGAAACUCAUUGAAUUAUAAAAGAUUGCUUUUCAAAGAGUUAGACCUGGAAAAUCUACCACAGAAACUAGAUUUGAAUGAAUUUAUUAAUAGAAUUCAGGUAAUGGAGAUAGCUAUUGAUAUCGACGUAAUUGAGAAACUUUUUGAAGCUCUUACAGUUGGCACUGAUGAGUUGUUGUCAGAAACUUUUUCAUUUUUCGUUGACUGUUGGAAAGAGAAUGGUAACGAAAGAGAUUCAAUAUAUCCGUAUCUGGAAGCAUUUUUAAGUCCGGAGGAAUUUCCCCUUAAAGUUUCGGGUUUGAUAAGAUCGGAUGAUGGAUCAGGUCGAUUAGUAUUAACUCAGAAAAGGUUGUUGUUCCUUAGUGAUGGCAACCAGAAAUGUAAUGAAGUAAUUUACUUGAAGAAAAUUGAACGUUUGGAGAAAUUUGACAACUUUAAAUCACUUAUCCAUGUGCCUGCUCUCCGGAUACAUAGCAAAACUGCGGACAAAAAGCCUUACACUGCAAACCUGAAAGCUGAACGGAAUAGUUGGCACACACUUGUUACUGAGAUGUGGAAAGGUAGACUUAUGUCAGAUGCUCAGAAGGAUGAUCAGGUGAUUAUGCAAGCUGCCCAGAAUGUGGUGCUGCUUGAUGCAGUCAUUCGAAGUGCAGAAAUAGAGAACGCCAUGCAUGCCAGACACAUUGAGAGUGCAGCUGGGAUUCUUUGCUAUUUUACACACAGCAACUGGUUAAAAGAAUCGCCCAAUGCUCUGAAGCAUAGGAUUAAUCCAUCGUUCGCAGAACCUAAAAGGACAACAGUCGAAGCAAUGAUCUACAUUCCUGGAAAUCGGAGUGGAGGGAAAAUAUCUGAUGAAGAUAGCAGCCCUAAGCUGUGGUGUGCAAUGGCUUCUGGUAAAGUUAAAGUCUUUGAUGCAACUACCUGGAUGUUUGAGACUGAAUUUUGUGAUGCAAAAGAUAGAGUGUGUUGCUUGUUGUCAGUUGGUGUUGAUAGUGUGUGGGCUGGCUCCUUUGACACUAACAUUUACAUCAUUGAUGUUGAUACUUACACAGCCAAUCAGAAACUUUGUGACCACAGUGAUUAUGUUUCCGAUAUGACAGUCAAUGCAGAUGAAACGUAAGUAGUACCUUAAAUUUAGACAUAUUUUUUUAGAUAGCA